UAUGAUUUUUUGUGAUUUGUUUCUGAAUAACUUGGAUGUAACUGUUAAUAGAGAACAUAAUGUUUUUGUCUUUGUUAUGCAGUUUUGCAGUGAAUGAGAGAUACCCCCACACUGUCAGACCAAUCAUCUCCCAUGGCAGACGAGCACAACCUUCAUCCGACAGCACUCUGAGCCUUGGAGGCCCUUCCCUGCAUCUCCCUGUGUGCUGGUGUGUGCUUGUGCACACAUCCCUGGAAACAAAUAUGAAAAUGCUCAUGUAGCGGGAUUUAUAGCCCCUACGUCUCCCCCAGAUCAGUCAGAUGUCAGACCCCACUGUCCCAAUCACUUUCAAAGCCGUCAUGGAAAAAUCCAAAAACUUCAGAAUUGACGCCCUGCUCGCCGAUGAGACCAACCGCGUGAGCCGAGACACCUCCCCCGGUCUGAGCAGCGACAGCCCCGCGGGCAGCCCGGUCUCCUGCCGCCGGGCGGACACCCCGUCUCCGCGGGCCGCACAGCUCCAAGGAUUAAUCCACAAACCCGGGGUUCUAAAUCUCCCACAUCCGGGACUUGCUUCGAUUCCCGCCAUGUACCACGCGCCCAUGUACCCGUUCUCCGCGUUGGGGGGGCAGCACCCCGCGUACGCGUACACCGGCUUCACGCAGCUCACGCAGUCCUACCCGGAGCACCUGAAGGCGGCUGCCAUGGCGGGAUCUCUGCCCCUGGAGCACUGGUUCCGCGCCGGGAUCAUGAUGCCGCGACUGCCGGAUUACACCAUGGGCCCCCAGUCUGGGCUGUUGGGGAAGUGCCGGAGGCCUCGCACCGCCUUCACCAGUCAGCAGCUGCUGGAGCUGGAGAACCAGUUCAAGCUCAACAAAUACCUCUCCAGACCCAAACGCUUCGAAGUGGCCACCUCGCUAAUGCUGACUGAAACACAGGUCAAGAUCUGGUUCCAAAAUCGCAGGAUGAAGUGGAAACGCAGCCGGAAGGCAAAGGAGCAGGGCGGCGCAUCGGCCCAGUCUCAGGCUAAGCAACUGCGCAACGGGGGCAAAACCGCCACGGACAAAUCAAGCGACCGCCGACGCACCGAGGACCCGGACGGCAGGGGGGUAGAGCUCGACCUGGAGGAUGGAGAAGAGGAGGACGAGGAGGACGAGGAGGAGGAGGAAGAGGAGGAUGCCCACGGUUUCCCUGUUGCGAUGCCGCGUGCCACGGACUUCCUGCAGCGCAGCACCGACGUUGGCUACAGUCCACACAGCCCUUUCUCCGAUGAGGAGCUGGAGGGGGUGCAGGCAGGAGGAGGUGACAGGAAGAUCGGGGCCGGACUCUGAAAACAGGGGGGGGGGAAAAAACCUCCUGACAAUUACAGACGCACUGGGACAAGUCUGCGUCUGUGGUCACAUGCAGAAAAUGCCACAAAUAUACUUUAUGGACCAACUGUGAAUAAAAUACUGUACAUUUCGUAGCAUGCCGAGGGAGGAAAAAAAAGUUCUAAUUUCCUCCCAAAAUGUUGCCGUUUUCGUACCAAUCACCGUGUGGUCCCCUUGUGUUCGCGCCCUCCACUGGCGGCCGCAGCUCAGUGAGCGCACAUGGCCGCAGGACGCGCACAGUGUUUUCCUCCAGGACGCACAGGAGCCGAUAGGCGCAGUUUUCCAUCACGAAGAAGAAAACAAUGAUGUUGGGACCAGAGAAACAACACAAGCUCAAAAACAUCUGAAGCUCCAGAUGUCUCAUGUAUCACAUUUACUUUGGUGCACUAAUGUGUAAAUAUUGGUGGGAUUAUGUUGAUGUUUUAGAAUGUGUUCUCGUCACUUACGUGUAAAUUAACUUAAUUUAUUUGAAUGACUGCAAAGAUGAAUCACUCGUGUAUUUGUCUGAAAUGUGUUUGUGGUGUACCUGUGAAAUACGAAAAAUAGAGCGAAAUAAAAAAAGAACUGUAAAAUG
Messenger RNA from Gasterosteus aculeatus aculeatus (three-spined stickleback), 1920 nucleotides. RefSeq names its product motor neuron and pancreas homeobox 2b (gene mnx2b). Gene Ontology annotation, molecular function: sequence-specific double-stranded DNA binding; DNA-binding transcription factor activity, RNA polymerase II-specific. Gene Ontology annotation, cellular component: nucleus. Gene Ontology annotation, biological process: central nervous system development; regulation of DNA-templated transcription; spinal cord motor neuron cell fate specification. NCBI's taxonomy places the organism in Eukaryota, Metazoa, Chordata, Actinopteri, Perciformes, Gasterosteidae. The record is from RefSeq and is a predicted model, not a curated record.